This is a messenger RNA of Oryza brachyantha (malo sina), 1709 nucleotides long. RefSeq lists its product as uncharacterized. The transcript is spliced from 6 exons. The record is from RefSeq and is a predicted model, not a curated record. Bases 157 to 1206 code for a protein of 349 amino acids. Lineage: Eukaryota; Viridiplantae; Streptophyta; Magnoliopsida; Poales; Poaceae.
AAACGGCGAGCAUUCGCGCGGAUCGUGAGCCUCCUCCAACCGCGCGACGCGGUCCUAUCCGAGCGUCACGCCGUCGGGAUAUCCUCUGCUCUAUCAUCUCGCUGCUUCACUCACCUCCCCUCCUCGACCACCGCCACCGCCACCGCCACCGCCACCAUGUUCUCCCCCUCCCUCGUGCUCACCACCUGCAGCCGCGCCCUCCUCCUCCCUCUCCCCAGAGCGCCACGCCCCACCACCGCCGCUGCGACUGCGAGAGUCGCCGGCGGCGCUCCUCUCCUCCACCUCAGCUCCGCCGCUCCCGCUCCCUGCCCGGGAACGGGGAGAGCGCGGCGGGGCUGGAUAUGCCGGGACUCCUCCCUCCGGGGCCCACCGGGGGUGGACCCCGUCGCGGACGAGGAAGAGAAGAAUAAGAGCAAGGCCGAGGCGGUGGCGGCCGCAGCGGCGGCUCGGGUUGCAAGUAGCGGCAGCGGCGGCGGCGGGGGGAGUAUUAGUGACUGGACGACUUCGGUGCUUCUCUUCGGAAUCUGGGCGGGGCUCAUGUACUACGUCCUCCAGCUCGCACCCAACCAGACGCCGUACAGAGACACAUACUUCUUGCAAAAGCUUUCUAAUCUGAAAGGUGAUGAUGGUUUUCGAAUGAACGAAGUUCUUGUUUCUCUAUGGUAUAUAAUGGGCCUCUGGCCACUAGUGUACAGCAUGUUGCUUCUUCCUACUGGCAGAAGUUCAAAAAGCAAGAUUCCUGUCUGGCCAUUCCUGGUACUUUCAUGCAUAGGGGGAGCAUAUGCUCUGAUCCCUUACUUUGUUCUAUGGAAGCCUCCUCCACCUUCCAUUGACGAGGAUGAAAUUGGACAAUGGCCACUAAAAUUUCUUGAAUCAAAAUUAACUGCAGGAGUAACUUUUGUUGUGGGCCUUGGACUGUUUAUCUUUGCAGCCAAAGCUGGUGGUGAAGAUUGGCAUGAAUUUACUCGAUACUUUAGAGAAAGCAAAUUAAUACAUGUCACGGGCCUUGAUUUUUGUUUGCUCUCAGCCUUUUCACCAUUUUGGGUCUACAAUGACAUCACAGCAAGGAGAUGGAAAAAUGGCUCUUGGUUUUUGCCCGUAGCACUCAUCCCUUUUGUCGGACCUUCAUUGUAUCUUUUGCUGCGACCAUCACUCUCUUCUCUGCUGGCGGCAGCAGGUCCAUCAGAUGAUGAACCGAAGAAAUAACAGUUAUGUAGAUGAGGAUUGAUGAAAGUUUUGGUUAUGUGAAGAUGACAUGUAUAGAAGGUUUAGAACCACUUCUGGCAAUUGGAUUGAACCGAUUUGCACUAGAAUCUGGAGGAAUUCCACAACCUGGAAUUAUCAGUACUUAGUACAGUAUUUGGCUGGCAAGGUGUGGACAGUGGCUUUUAUCAGCAUGGGCACUUGGUCAGCAAUUCAACAUCUGAACUCCCCACAAUUUUUUCAACUCAGAAGGCCAUCGAGUAAUCAGCAAAGUUUAAAUCACCGAUGGCAUCCUACAUUCUACAGCAUACGUAUGACCUUUUUCUACAAUAUGUUGUCCCUGUAUAGAAAAUUUUGACCUUGUGACUGGUUCAUAUAUAUGUAAGAAGCUAUGGUGGUGGUACGUGAUCAUGAAUAAUACUAUCUCCAUUUUAUAUUGUAAGACUUUUUAGUAUUGACUAAAUCCAUUCAUUGAUAAUAUAUGUGUCUAGAUUUAUUAGCAUCCA